Molecule: messenger RNA, 2034 nt
Organism: Coregonus sp. 'balchen'
Lineage: Eukaryota; Metazoa; Chordata; Actinopteri; Salmoniformes; Salmonidae
Source: the annotation of a GenBank genome assembly
AUGACCUCUGUGUUCCAGCCCAACAUUGGUCGUCUGGGGAUCCCCCAUGGACCCUCGGCUGAGAAGGUGGCUGUGGUUGCUGUGGACGACUGUGACAUCGCCAUGGCAGUUCGCUUUGGCAACCAGAUCGGCAAUUACUCCUGUGCUGCCCAGGGCACCCAGACCGGACAGAAAAAGUGAGUGUGUCUCUCUGUUUCUCUCUCUCUGUUUUUCGUUCACUCUCUUCUCUCUUUCUCUGUCUCCCUCUCCCCCUCUGUCUUCAAGUUCUUUCCACUACCUUUAGUGAGACUAAUACGUGUUAGACUAAUAGGAGUCAGUGUUGUAACUGCAGGACUGAUGUUCAAUCACCUUCAUUACACCAGAUUACCUUGCCUUUCUCUCUCUUAAUCUCUCAGGAUUGACAUGCUCUCAAUUGUCAGACAAAUCUCUCAGACAUAGCCUCUUACACAGCCUAACAUGGCUUAACCUUUACAAUCCUAUCUCCCAGACGUUUACUACUGCAACUAAUUGUUUCUGUAUCUGAAACCAAGAGCCUUUUCAAAUUAGGGACGUUAGGCAAGGCAGCAAGCUAGAACACAUUUAGGAAAAGAAGAAAAACCCAUCAAAGGAACGGGGUAAUGAGGCUGCAUUCUUUUAGAACCAGUCGCUCCACUAUGAUAGGCUCAGAGCUGUUCUACAGUAAAUUAUGUGGCUCCGUUUGACUCUGAGGUCGACACUCGGGCUUUUAGGUUAGGUCUUUUACGAAAAGGAGUGAAAGUUACGACGCACACACUUCUAUCUGUUUACCUGUCUGUCGGUCAGACCUCACCCUAGCUGCUUUUCCUGAAGUGAGAGGCAACAAUCGUUAUAAAGGACCGGCCCAAAAUAGCGUACAUUGUGUGACACCCGUUCGACACAUACUUUGUGGGACACCACACAAGUUCAAGUUCAUGUGCCAUUUUUAGACCAUAUGACGUUGGACUUAUUCAAAUUGAUCAUAUGUUUUACAUUAUGCGUUGGUAUUGCGUCACAAUAAGUCACAUUAAACCCUGGCCGUUUGAUGUUUAGAAGUAUAGAGGCUUGUGUGUAAGCUAAGCGGCUUCUUUAGCCUGCUGUUUGCUGCCUGCUAAGUCUUCUGGGCUGCUGUAGUGUUAGAGGAUGAGGAAUGAAUCAAGCUAGCUAGCUGUGUAACAGUGGCUUUGUCCUUUCAGUCAACAAGAGAUGUGACAAAUAACCUUUUGAAGGGAAACCAUGCUACUCACACCACCAGUAGCCUGGAGUACCCUGUAGUCCCCUUUAGAACCCUUAAGAACCUUGGAGGAACACUUUGGAGUCUGUCACAGGCACUGUGCAGUGAAACGUUGGUCCUGUCAUUGCAUUCAUUUUUUAGAAAGGGAGUUCAAUAAAGUUUGUGGCUUUCAUUUUCACUUCAGUCCAUUACCCAUCAGUUGGCACUUUGUUCACUUUUGUUGGUGCAUCUUUAGCUCCUAAUCCUAUGGGGACUGGGGUGCCAUUUUGGAUCCAGAACCAUUAGAGGAACUCUCUGAGCUUCAAGUGCCAUUUUGGCUCCAUUCUGACCCAGUUUCCUUUACUCUCCCCUGCAGAUCAUUGGACCUGACAGGACCGCUGCUGCUAGGUGGUGUUCCCAACCUGCCCGAGGACUUCCCUGUGAGGAACAGAGACUUUGUGGGCUGCAUGAGGAACCUGAGCAUCGACAGCAAACCCACGGACAUGGCCAGCUUCAUCGCUAACAACGGAACCACUGCAGGUAACAACCUUUGUUUGUUCGGUCGUUGUUCGUAGUUUGUUUGUCCGUCCGUCUGUCCAUCUAUCCAUCCAGACCAUUCAUUAAUUCAUUCAUUCAUCCAUCUAUUAAUUAAUUCAUAGAUGCAUAUAUUAUUUUAAUUUUUACUCAGGUUAGCUGUGUUGUUUGUUUACUGCUACUGAUUGACAUCUAUUAUGACCCAUGUAGGUUGUCCCGCCAAGAGGAACUUCUGUACUAAGGAUUUGUGUCAGAACGGAGGAGUGUGUGUCAACAAGUGGAACACCUACAGC